AUGUUGUUGACUACAAGUCGCGUGCUCACUAUUAGUAAACGCAGCUUUCAUGCGUAUCCGAUUGCCAAAAAGUUUGUGAUUACUCCCGAGAUCAAAGCAGCCAUUGGCAGAAAGGGGCCUGUUGUUGCUCUUGAGUCAACUAUUAUCAGUCAUGGCAUGCCAUACCCUCAAAAUGUCGAAACAGCAAAAGCAGUAGAAAACAUUAUCCGUGAACAGGGAGCAAUCCCGGCCACCAUUGCUCUCUUGGAUGGCAAAGUGCAUAUUGGCUUGACUGAUGAGACACUGGAGCAUUUGGGUAAGAUUGGACCCAAGGCGCAAAAGACAUCUAGGCGGGAUUUGGCUGUAGUGCUAUCUCAGAAUAGAGCAGGCGCAACCACCGUUGCUAGUACAAUGAUUUUGGCUAGAGCAGCCGGCAUUCCUAUAUUUGUUACAGGAGGCAUUGGAGGAGUACACAGAGGAGCUGAGCAAUCAUUUGAUAUCAGUGCGGAUUUGACUGAACUAGGAAGAACACCUGUAGCAGUGGUGUGUGCUGGUGUAAAGAGCAUCCUGGAUAUCCCAAAAACAUUAGAAGUGCUCGAGACACAAGGUGUCACUGUAACUACGGUUGGCAAAGACAACAAGUUUCCUGCCUUCUACACGCCUGACAGCGGGUUUAAGAGCCCAUAUUAUGUGGAAGAUCCACUGGCCGCUGCUAAAUCCAUUUACGCCAAUCAUGAAUUGGAGAUGAAUAGUGGCAUGGUUUUUGCCGUUCCAAUUCCCAGUGCAUCUGCUGCUGAUGCUGCAUCUAUUCAACGUGCCAUUGACAUUGCUAUUACAGAAGCUAGAGCGAAUAAUGUCCAUGGUAAAGAGGAGACUCCCUUCUUGCUAAAGCGUAUUGCUGAACUCACCAAAGGCGAAUCCUUGGCAGCAAACAUUGCACUUGUAAAGAACAAUGCCAAAAUUGGUGGUCAAAUUGCCGUGCAUUUAUCCAAAUUAAAGAACAGAGCUUAG
Messenger RNA from Mucor velutinosus, 990 nucleotides. RefSeq names its product Glucan 1,4-alpha-glucosidase. Gene Ontology annotation, molecular function: pseudouridylate synthase activity. The transcript has 8 exons. Lineage: Eukaryota; Fungi; Mucoromycota; Mucoromycetes; Mucorales; Mucoraceae. Bases 1 to 990 code for a protein of 329 amino acids. The record is from RefSeq and is a predicted model, not a curated record.